Macrosiphum euphorbiae (potato aphid) is the source of this 330-nucleotide messenger RNA. The record is from the annotation of a GenBank genome assembly. Lineage: Eukaryota; Metazoa; Arthropoda; Insecta; Hemiptera; Aphididae.
AUGGACGAAGAAGUUCAGUUAAAAAAUAUUAAAGAAUUUUUACAAAACUAUAACAAAAUAACAGAUGAUUGUUUUUCGCAAUGUGUCUAUACAUUAUCACAAAGCAGGUUGACGGGUGAAGAGGCAUUGUGCGCAAGUAAUUGUGUCCAGAAAUCUAAGUUUGUUGAUCAAAAAUGUAUGCAAGCAUUUAUUGAGCAUCAGCAACAAUCAAUGCAAAAAUUUAUUGAAGAUUCUUCACAAAAACAGGCUGAACAGGAAGCCGCUGUUGUAGACUCAAACAUUUCAGAUACCGAAAAUAAAGAAAUAGUUAAACAAGAAUCAACGGAAUGA